CCCGAGCCCCUGCUGCCCCUCCACAAGCGCCGUUUGGCGCCCGCACACAACCCACGUCGCCCUGUCAAAAAAUCGACCCUCGGAAAAAAGGCGACGUCAACCACCGACGAAUUAUCUGCGACGGACCAAGCGAGCCUCGACAACCAGCUAUUAAACGAUCGAGACUUCCGACCGACGUCCCCGAUAAUCGUUCCAGUCAGUCCCUGGGUUCGGCAACCAAGAAAACCCCGUCAAGAUGAGGCCUGUUCUGCUGUCGGGCCACGAGCGUGCCCUCACCCAGAUUAAGUUCAACCGCGAUGGCGACCUCAUCUUUUCCGUCGCAAAGGACCAGCAAAUCUGCGUUUGGUACGCCCACAAUGGCGAGCGGCUAGGCACUUAUCAUGGCCACGUCGGCGCCAUCUGGACCGUCGACGUCGACCCCACGAGCACCGUCAUCGCCACCGGGUCCGCAGACAACACCAUCAAGCUGUGGGAGAUCAAGACGGGCCGCUGCCUGGCCACCUGGGAGUUCCCCACUGCCGUCAAGCGCGUCGAGUUCAACGAGGACGGCACCCGCCUGCUGGGCGUCACUGAGAAGCGUAUGGGUCACCUGGGUACUAUUGUUGUCCUCGACAUCAAGGUCGACGUCGACGCCGAGCAGGACCCCGAGACGGCCAUGACCAUCGUCUGCGAGGAGAGCAAGGCCACUGUUGCUGGAUGGAGCUACAUGUCCAAGUACAUCAUUGCCGGCCACGAGGACGGCUCCGUGUCGCAGUACGACGGCAAGACCGGCGAGCAAAUCCACUCGGUCCAGAUCCACGACCUCGACAUGCAGCUCACCGACCUUCAAUGGUCGCAGGACCGCACCUACUUCAUUACCGCCUCCAAGGACAAGACGUCCAAGCUGGUGACCGCCAGGGACCUCGAGGUGCUGAAGACCUACGUUGCAGACACUCCUUUGAACAGCGCCUCCAUAACUCCCAAGAAGGAUUUUGUCAUCCUGGGAGGUGGCCAGGCCGCCAUGGAUGUCACCACCACCUCGGCGCGCCAGGGCAAGUUCGAGGCUCGCUUCUACCACAAGAUCUUCGAGGAUGAGAUUGGCCGCGUAAGGGGUCACUUCGGUCCUUUGAAUACUGUUGCCGUAGAGCCCAACGGCAAGGGCUACGCCAGUGGUGGCGAGGACGGCUACGUCCGCGUACAUAUGUUUGAUAAGGGUUACUUUGAUUUCAUGUACGAAGUGGAGAGGGAGCGCGCCAACAAGCUAGCAGCACAACAAUAAAUCCGAGGUCUGGUGGUGAUGACGGUAAGAGGUGACUUUUCUUUAUUUGCGGCUCGUUCUUUCCUAAAGGGGGGGCAUCUAAGGCGUUUUGGGACUUCUAUGUGUGUCCGAGUCUGGACCAAAAAGUGUGGGCUUAAUAAACGGCGUUUUUUUUUCAAACACCCUACCCCCUGGGUACAGAAAGCGUUCGCUGUACUGCGCAGCCGCCACGAGCGAUCCUAGCGGACUCGGUAGGAUUUUGUAUUUUGAUAUUAGACAUACAAUGGAUGACGGCAAGCCCCAGGGUCUUGACCCCAGGCGCAAGUUCACGAGACAAAAGCAUUUAGAGCAAGCGAUAUCAUUUGACUGCCAGUUAGCUACCUC
Messenger RNA from Gaeumannomyces tritici R3-111a-1, 1621 nucleotides. Its product is annotated as eukaryotic translation initiation factor 3 39 kDa subunit. The record is from RefSeq and is a predicted model, not a curated record. Gene Ontology annotation, biological process: cytoplasmic translational initiation. The transcript has 4 exons. Gene Ontology annotation, molecular function: protein binding; translation initiation factor activity; RNA binding. Gene Ontology annotation, cellular component: eukaryotic translation initiation factor 3 complex, eIF3m; cytoplasm. Bases 236 to 1258 code for a protein of 340 amino acids. NCBI's taxonomy places the organism in Eukaryota, Fungi, Ascomycota, Sordariomycetes, Magnaporthales, Magnaporthaceae.